GAGCCGGGCUAAAAGCGCCUUCUCGCUUUGCAGAUGGAGGUGAGCGUGCUGGCGCUGCGGGACCUGGCGAGCGCCCGGCCGGGGCGGCGGGGCCGCGCCGAGGCGGCCCAGAAGGAAAACAUAUAUGAUCGAUCCAGGAUGGCCCCAAAGACUCCCAUUAAGAAUGAACCUAUUGAUUUAUCGAAGCAAAAAGGCUGCACACCGGAAAGAAAUCCAAUUACACCUGUUAAGAUCAUUGACAGACCUCAGCCUGAUCCCUGGACUCCUACUGCUAACCUGAAGAUUCUUGUUAGUGCUGCUAGUCCUGACAUGAGGGACAGGGAAAAGAAGAAAGAGCUCUUCAGACCCAUAGAAAACAGUGAGCAGAGUGACACACCUGAUUCGUUACAGUAUGCUAUAGUAGAUGACAGCACGGUUGAUGAAUUUGAAAAGCAGAGGCCCAGCAGAAAAGAGAAAAGCUUAGGACUCUUGUGCCAAAAGUUUCUAGCUCGCUAUCCAAAUUAUCCAUUGUCAACAGAGAAAACUACCAUUUCUUUGGAUGAAGUGGCUUCAAUUCUUGGAGUUGAGCGGAGACGAAUUUACGAUAUCGUGAACGUCCUGGAGUCAUUGCAGUUGGUCAGUCGUGUGGCCAAGAACCAAUACUGCUGGCAUGGCCGGCACAACCUCAGCCAAACUCUGAAAAUGCUUCAGGAGGCAGGAGAGCUGCAGUAUGGAGAGUUAAUGACCUCCCAGCACAAGGAACAGGACUUAGAAUACAAACUUGGAGAAGUGAAAAAGGAAACUAUUCCAGAUUCUCAAGACAGACCAUUACUGGACUUUUCAGAAGCGGAUUGCACCUCUGCAUCUGCAAACAGCAGAAAGGACAAGUCAUUGCGGAUUAUGAGCCAAAAGUUUGUCAUGCUGUUCCUUGUCUCCAAGACCAAGAUAGUCACUCUGGACAUCGCAGCAAAGAUACUGAUAGAAGAAACCCAGGAUACAGUGGACCACAGCAAAUUUAAAACAAAGGUACGAAGACUGUAUGAUAUCGCCAACGUUCUCACCAGCCUCGGCUUGAUCAAGAAAGUCCACGUCACAGAGGAGCGAGGACGCAAACCAGCUUUCAAGUGGAUUGGGCCUGUGGAAUUCCCUGAAAAAACUGAUGAGCUGAGAAGUCAUAGCCCAACAUCAGAUCCUCUGUCAGAGACACAGACAGGAGCCUGUGCCCAGUACCAGACCAGUGCUACUGGAAAGCAAAGGUUUACACGUCACGCUUCAUUUAACAGUGCACAGCCUUGUGAGGCAGCCAGAAGGGAGGUCAGUUCUGAGCCUAACAGCCCACGUCAAGAGAGGCAAGCCUGUAUCGUGAAUUCAGAUGAAAAUUGUUCCGAAAUGAUAAAUCUAGCAGCUAUCUGCAGGCCGAAAAUAGAAGAAGAAGAAGAUACUGGGAAUAAAGCUUGUGACACUGAAACGAUACUAACUUCAUCAAAGAACUCCAACAUAAGCUUACCUUUCUCCCUUCUUCCGGUUCCUGGGGACUCUGAUUUUUGUGUCAACCCUUUGCCUCAGGCAGUUUUCCCUGUAGUUCAAGCAGAUGUGCCAAAUUUCUCACUACCAAAUGGUAUCAGCAGCCAGGCUUCACACCCUUCCACUCCAGCAGCCUCCAAAACAGAAAAUGGAAAAGCUACCCUGCUCCCCAACCAACCCUUCCUGUGUUUCCCAUCUUCAUCCCUUUUUAUGUUGUGUGGUGGUCUUCAGGAAAAUAACUUAAGGGAGCACCUGCCCACUGCAGGAGACCUGGGAAACAGGAGUGCAGAAGCUCAGGCUGCUGUACCUCCCUCUGGCUGCCAAAAGCGCAGCUCCCACACGUGCUCAUCGCCCUCUGCACCUGUAGAUGAUGAAGAGCCAGCUGCCAAAAAGCAAACCUUGGAGCACAAUGAUCUGCCCCUCUCACUUGUAGUACCCAAGAAGCCUUCUGAGUCACCCAAGGCAGAAUCUUCCCCAGGAAGUGGCUGUUCAGCUGCUGUACAUCGAGAAACAAAUCGUCUUGACCUUGCAAGUCCUGCUGCUCCAGAGGUGGCAAGCAAGGAGUCCACUAAGCCUUUAGAUUGUCAGGAGCAAGAAAAACAAUCUCAGAACAACGACCCUGAUGAACCCCCUCCUGGAAAUGAGCACAUCUCUGAAGAAAAUGCCAAUCAACCUUUCCAACCCCCUCCUAGAAAUGAGCACAUCUCUGAAGAAAAUGGCAAUCAACCUUUCCAACCACAGUAUUUUUAUGUUCAGCCUCCUACUGGAUUAAGCAGUUUUAAUUUCCUGUUCUCUGCAAACCAAGCCCCCGGUGCCAUCAGCCUGGCUGCAAACCAGCUGCCUUCUCUAAGUGUACCCUGUGUCAUGGUGCCAUCAGCAGCCUUGGCUUCCUUCCCUCUCGUCUGUUCUCCUUCGUUCACCAGUCCUCUUUCCUCAGUUCCUGAUGGCUCCUUCUCAGCUGCUGCCUCCACGAAUUUCAGCAUGUCCAGCCUGGCACCAACCACCCCUGUGUUCAUAAGCACCACGGCCGUUGUCACCCCCCAGGUCUCACCCGCCCCUUCGGCGGAUCCACAGCAGCCGGCUCCCCCUGCUCUGCACCAGAGUCCUGUGCUUACAAGAUCUGGCAGUGCUGUUAAGCUGGACUCCCCUGUGUGUGUGGGACACUCUCUGACCCUUCUGAAGCUGCAGCAGCCUUCGUCAGCUCCUCUCACUCCCAAGAGUAUUCGUCCUGCACAUAAUGAGGCAUUUUUCAAAACUCCUGGAAGUCUUGGAGACCCUGUGGCAUGGAAGAAAAAUGAAGGCAACCAGACCAGAAAUGCCAGCUCUGUGCAGAGGAGACUGGAAAUCUCUGGUACCAGCCCUGACUAAUUCCACUCUUGGCGAGGGGUGGGCAGAUUGUCCUCAGACCCUGUAUCAAUUACAAGAGAACAAGCUCUUACCUGACAAGAGGAGCACGUUAAAAUGUCACCCCUUUGGCAUGCUUCCCCACUGUCUAUUCACCCACUGGUUCUGUUGGCCAUCUUCUUCGAAAUCACCCUUGGUACAGAAAUCCUUUUAUUGAAUUGUUCCUUCAGUACAGAUUUGAAUCCAGAUUUUGGGUUUCACACAGCCUUGUGGACAUCAAAUUGUAAUUGUGAUUUUAAUUUGGAAAACUCUCUUGAUUUCUGUGAGGAGACACAAACAAAUUAUUUUGGAAUCCCCAGGGGUUCUUUAUUCAUGGUUUUAAGUGAGAUGUGUAGCACUCACCUGGGGUAAGCAUUUCUUUUGCAUGUAUUCUACUUACCCUGAGUAAAUCUGUGGUGAAAAUGAUAAACUCUUGCACUUGUGACAGCAACUGCUUCCUUGGUUCCAAGCUAUCUAAGCCUGCCUCUGCAGUGCAGCCUCUUGCUUUUUAUUUUGUAUAUUGGAGUGGGAUUAGUGCAAAAAAGGAUUUUUGCCGUUUCAGAAUAACAGAUUUUCUCAGGGUAGGAUUACUUGAAUGUCAGUUGGUUGUGGUACAAUUUGCCCAGCCCUUGUGGUUAGAAAAACGUAGUAAUAACACAGUAUGAUUGAAUGUAUACAUGUGAAAAAUAUUAAGACCAAAAUAACUGUGAAUGUUAACAUUUUUAUAGUUGUGUUAAUGAACUGUAUUAGUCCUUGGGUUGGUUGUUUUGUUUUUGUUUGUACUUUUACUUUGAACAAAAUUUGCAAGUUAGAUGUAAAGAAAACAAAAUCUGAAUCCUUUAUCAGAUUUGACAAAGUGAUUUGAGAGAGACAAACCACUGAGAGGACUGUGCUAAGAUUUCAUCUCCUGUUUAAAUAUCUAGUCUAGACUUUAUGACUAAGGAACACUGAUAAGUCAUUAACCUCACUCAUGAUUAGAUUCAGUCUAACCUGAGUCUACUAAGUGCCUACUUAGCUGUUUACUUAAGUGUACUUGAGGGGUGUGUACUUGAGGGGUAUGUACUUAAGUGCCUAACUCUUCACUUGCAGGAACUUUGUGACUAGUUAAUAGUGCUUUUGAGCAUGUUGGGAAGACAAGGGAGAUCUUAUCUAUCUAAAACAGAAAAAGAGGUUGAAAAGAGCAGGAGCCUUGAGUUUUAAAGUAAUAUAAAAAAUUAAUAAAAAAUUAUCAGUAUACCCUAGGAGAAGAUAAUGAGGAAGAAAAGUCUUAACAGCUCCCAUUCAGAGUUCUCAAAUAAUAGAUGGUGCUAUUAUCAAUAUAGGAUAUAAUUUUAAGAGCUAAUGCUCUUAUGUUUGGGUAUGUUUUCACUAAUGUAGCAAACUGCAAUUAAAUUUGUGCAGUCUCCUGUUCAAAAGACAGAAAGUGUUGCUGUAGACAUCACGUUAGCCUGGACUUUUAGCAAAUGUAAGGCCAGCAUGAUCAGCUCUCUCUUUGGUACUGGUAUUGAUUUUCCAAGGGUAGAUGCACUCUUGGAUGUGCUUUUUUGUUGGUCAAAGGAAGUUAGGACUUUGAGGCUGGGGAUUUGAUGAGGGCAUCUUAUUUUUAUAAUGAAAAUAAAAUUUAAGAAAGAAUUUUAGUGAACCUGAGAGUUUGAGUAAUGUGGCCUUCUCUUAGAAUAGACCAAUAUCAGAUUUUUGAGAGGGCUUGGUUAGCCCUGGUUGAAACAAUCUGGAGCAGAAUUAUCAUAGGAAAUUUCAGGGGUGGUAAAGAGACAUCUUCAGACUGCUAAUUUAUUUUUUUUUAUAUUUUAAUGACACUACAGUUAUGAAAGUUUACAUUUUUUUCUUCUGAAUUAUUUCUUCUUAUACACCCACUUAGAUUAAUUUUGCUUUGAAAAGCAGUGUGUAACUAGCACAUGCUGGUGUGCAUGUGUUGCUGCUGGGGCAGGAACAGGCUGCUGGGGUUCUCUCUCCCUCUAGUACGAUGCAGCCUUUUAGUGAAAUGGCAGCUGGGAGCAGGAGGAGGAUUAGAGCUAAUAUUGGCUCUUUGCUCCAGUUGAAGCAUCAUCACCAAAACUGCCUUUCUUUGUCAGUGAUGUUACUGUGCCAUAACUAACUUAACUGUACUUGAAAAUGCAGGGAGUGAAAAUGGAUUUUCCAUUUCUAAUUUCUUCUUACAGUUUUGAGUUUCUGUAAAUACAGCAGGUCUGGAAAUGAGGAUUGACUCCUUCUUCUCAGUGACUCAUGGCUGGGAAAGUAGGUUUUGAACCUAGGAGAAAAAGGAUGUUGAUAUGCUGUCUUGAUUUUGUCAAUGCAAAAUUCUCACUAAAAUAGAGUGAGACCACUGAAGCAGUUGGGCAGCUAUGUUCUGUACCUGAGCUGCUGAACUGGACUGGUGAUGGGGAGCAGUUGGCUGUCAAGGGGGAAUGGGUUUACCUUUCCUAUCUUUACCUUCACUGAAAGCUAAGAAUUUAAAUGACCUAUGAACAAUUCAUCAGCAAAGUAGCUUUGGAAAAGCAGAAUUUGUAUUUGCACUGAGACAAAGUGCAUACCCAGGAAAUUCUGCAGGGUUUGUGAAACCUUUCUGUCCCAAGUCAGUUGUUGAGGAGGCUGAGCAUAUAACUUAUACUUGAAUCUAUCUGCCACGUUUACAUUUCUGAUUGUUUUCUGUAAAUUGGUGCUAUUUCUGUAUUUAAAAAGCUGUAUUUUUAAUGUAAAGCUGCUUCCAGUUUGUUUUUGGGUUUGUUUUUUUUUGCACUGCUAGUUUAAUAUAGACAUUAAUUUUAUUGCUGUUUAUAACUGUUCUUUGGUGAUUAGAUGUCCUGCUUUUC
This is a messenger RNA of Passer montanus (Eurasian tree sparrow), 5717 nucleotides long. It is a transcript of the gene E2F7, whose product is annotated as E2F transcription factor 7. The record is from RefSeq and is a predicted model, not a curated record. Lineage: Eukaryota; Metazoa; Chordata; Aves; Passeriformes; Passeridae. Gene Ontology annotation, molecular function: RNA polymerase II cis-regulatory region sequence-specific DNA binding; DNA-binding transcription factor activity, RNA polymerase II-specific. Bases 34 to 2871 code for a protein of 945 amino acids. Gene Ontology annotation, cellular component: RNA polymerase II transcription regulator complex. The transcript is spliced from 12 exons. Gene Ontology annotation, biological process: regulation of transcription by RNA polymerase II.